AUGACUAAAACAUUUAGUCAUAUACCGAAGGAUGAUAAUCUUCCUUUAUCUCUAGGAUCUAAUUUUCACGACGACCCUAUUAACAGGAACACUUUACGCAAGAGUCACAAUCUUUUUUUGCCUCAACAGGAAAACGGCGCACCACAUACUGAAUAUCACUAUGGAGAUCUAAAAAUUACACGAGAUGCUAAUACGAUUCAGAGCGAUGCAGAACAGGAGGCUUGGGAUGGCUGGGGGACGGAGAAGUUCUCGAACGCUGAUUAUAACGAUUUUGUUGUCCGGUUGCUUGCAUAUUUUGUAGAAAGUAUAACCGCAAAUUCCACAGAAGAAAAGCGUGUUCGAAAGGUAUGCAUCAAUUUUUUUAUGCAUGAUAACAGCAUUUCCAUUAUAGAAUUGAAGGAAGCUAAUUCAGGUAUUGCUCAAGGCACGAUUCUCUCCCGGUGCCAGGUUCCAAAAAAAUCUGAUGAUGAUAAAGAACUGGUUUCACUCAAAGAUCUUAAAAUUGGUAAUGAAGCACUGAUAUACGGCAUCAAUUAUCAUAUCAUCGAUAUGGAUAGGAGAAGCCGUCGUUUUUUCAAAGAAAUUCUUCAUGAAGACGUCCCCCAACCUCAAGAUUUCCCUUUGACGAGUGCUUCUUAUUUUUCGUGUUUUCAGAAAAAUAAUCCCGGUCGUACGUUCACAUCCGAUGACAUGGACCGAAAGUGUGCAAUAGAGCCGCAAUUCACUGAAACUUUUUCGAAGCGUUCCAAAGAGGACAUUCUAAUUUCUCAGCAAUUUUUUAAAAAUGAAAUCAAUGAGCACUUGUCAUAUCUAGCUCUCUGGGAUGAUCGUGGCAGCAUCAGUGGGGAUCUGCAUUUUUGUGUAAUUAAGUUAUUUCUUGAAAAUUUUGCUAUAGAGGUGAUGGAACAGAGACCCGAAAAUAGUAACUGGUCUGGUGGUAAGGUCCUUAUAAGUCGUCAGAGAACACCAAAACCAGGAUCUGAUAUCACAAAAAGCAAAUUCCAGGAGCACACAUUUGGUAAAUUGAUGAAAAAUGGUUAUUUAGAGCCACAGGAUUUGAUGAUCGGAGAGACUUACAUAAUGUACGGGAAGCCCUUUUUUAUUUAUGGAUGUGACCAAAAAACACGGGAAUACAUGAAGCUGAACUUUAAUAUUGACUUGGGCUCAAAUAUUGACAUCACACCUUUUACGACCGAGAAAAAACCAGAGAUUCUGUUUUAUCCGCCUCCUCCAAAUGGGUUUGGAAGUGAUUGGGGGCAGCGUGAUAACUGGCUGACUCUUUGUGGUAAACCACCAAAGCAAGAUUUGGAGACAAUGAAUAGUGAAACCGGACGGGUGCUGAUCUUUGCCGCGAGGCUGGCAAACCCUCUUACUAAGGGAGACGAUAAAAGAGAAUUUGUGAUAGUGUUCUAUUGCGACACUAAAGAACUGUGCAUAAAUGAAAAGACACAACCGAAUUCUGGCUUCACAUGUGGACGUUUUUUAGCGAAAGGUCCUCACCAAAAGGAGCUUGCUAACGGCACCACUGCUCCAUUUGAAGCAUCUGAUUUUGCAAUCGGGAAGAGCAUUACGAUUUACAAACGGAUAUUUUUGCUUUGUGAAAUGACUGAGGGAACAAAACGAGCACUCGAGGAAAGUGACAAGCUUACGACUGAGGAUAGAAUCAAAGAUCUUAUUUUUCUGUUCAAGCAGCAGCUGAAACUAAAAUUCAUGAAGGCCAGGGAGGCUUACCUGGCUCUAGCUCCGCAAGGUAUUUUUGGUUAUAAACAAAUCAAAGAUUUCCUACGCACUUGCAGUUGCAACAUCAAUGAUGAGGAAGCGAUUGUUAUGGCGCAGAACCUUUUUCCAGAUGACAAAAAUGUCUUAUCCUUCGAGACAUUUUCGCAGAUAUUUAGUGAGAUGUCAGAAUCGAUGGUCGGUACUUCUUCAGCAUCAUACUCCGCUCAGAACAUAAACAUGUCUGUAAAGGGAUCCCAAAAGGAAUCUAUUUUGAAAAGUGAAGGCGAUUACCGGUGUCGUCAAUUGAGGAGAUUUCUGAAGGAAAAACUUACACAACGGAAAGGUAUUCUUCAGCAACAGUUUCGUCUGUUCAGCGAGUAUAGCCUAAACAGCAGACUAAGUCGAGAGGCUUUUCGAAGAUCCUUGCAUAGCAUAAUACAUUCUGGGAUGGAAAAGAUGGAUGAAGACAUGCUGGUAUCUAUGCUCUUUGAUGGUGUAGAAGACGAUAACAAUGAAAUCACAUACACACAAUUUCAGGAAUUUCUAAAUCAAGGAGCAUCUCCUAGAAGAGGGGAUUGCUUUUAG
Molecule: messenger RNA, 2304 nt
Organism: Phytomonas sp. EM1
Lineage: Eukaryota; Euglenozoa; Kinetoplastea; Trypanosomatida; Trypanosomatidae
Source: the annotation of a GenBank genome assembly